UGUGUGUGUGUGUGUAUGUGUAAGAGAGAGAGAGUUAGUGUGUGUGUGAGAGAUAUAGUGAGUGUGUGUGUGUGUGUGACAGGGGGGAGAGAGAGAGAGAGAGAGCGAGCAUCCAGCUCUCAGUCAUUCAUCUCUCGGGGAGAGGAGAGGAAACUACAACAGGACGAGAAAAGAAACAUUUUCUUUGAGUGGAAAAAAAAGAAAGAGGAAGACCUUUUAAAAAGUUCUGACUGUGGAAGACUAAGCUGCAGUUUUCCUUUUCAUCUUCAUUGCUUUUUACACACGUAAAUACUACGCUGCUGCAAGUAUUUCACACUGCUCCUUCUACUCUGCGAGGAGCUAGUUCUCCACCUCUCUCCCCUGCAGCUGAGGACGUUUUCCUUUUUCUGAAAACUGCAGAUAUAAAAGAGUCAAAUGCCCAAACGGUGCCUGUUUUUGACAGGAUCUCUACAUCAGAAGCAGCUCUUGCAACUUGAAUGUCCCUACAACUUGGACAGAGAGCGUGGAGCCCUUCAAUGCAGCGUGCGUGAAGGGGACUGUUUGGUUUUUUUGGGGAGGAGGAGGAGGUGACCUCAGGAGGACACACCGGGAUCAGAGAGCUCGUGGAAGAGCUCCGGGAAAAGGAGGAGGAGGAGGGCGCGUCACACUGAGAAAGAGCAUCCUCCCAGCCUUCACCCUCCUUACAUUCACACAUCCUUAACACCACAAGGCUACAGUAAUCUUAUAAAAUAUCUGUGGUGGGGUUUAAAAAGAUUUUAGCAAACUAACCCCUCGCUGUACCAUAAAAUCAGAAAGUCUUUCAUCUUAAAGUAAGAUUAAAAACUCACAAAAGUACCUUAAAGCCAAGAGAGAGACAUACUCAAGUCAUUCAAGGGAUAUUAUAGGAAUAGUGUAGAGAUUUUUUGUCAGCGGCACACACACUCGCGCACACACACGCACGCACACACACACACACACACACACACACACACACACACACGUACACUCAGGACACCCCAGCACGCCGCCGCAGAAUGGAUCUCCCACCAGUCAGAGGUUUAUCUGAUGUGCCGUGAGUGGUGGGAGCGUCUUGCCCCAACCCUGGCCUGCAGCCCUGGUGCCGCGCGGCCUGGCUCACCAGGAUGGACCCUGCUCAUUCCUUUAGGAUGGAGCUGGACGGGCUGGACCUCCAGCAGGUCCCAGUGCUGUCGCUCGACCAGAUACGUGCCAUCCGGGCCAACAAUGACUAUGUGGAGAGGCCCGUGGCGCUGGAACCGGCGUCCCAGUCCGGAUUUUUUUAUCCCCAUGACGACCGUUACCCUCAUGGAGUAUACACCCAUCACCCGCAGCCCCCCUUCCACUCCGCCAUGCCGCGCAGCCAAAGUCAGCAGCAGCACACUCACCUGUCCCACCUGAGCCGUUCCAGUACCAUAAGCUCCUCCAUUUCUCGGACCAGUGCCACGUCAGACCAGCGGCUACUGGCAGGUUUGACGCCGUCUCACUCUGGGUUAACUUCAGUGAUCCGCUCUCAACCUAAAGGAGAACUCAAGCCCGACACUUCCUUUGGUAAAGGCCUGACAGAGGACGAGGCCGAGCUGGGCCGUCACAUGUUCAUCUGUGAGCGGUGUGGUCGCUGUAAGUGCCAAGAGUGCUGCACCCCCCGCCGCCUGCCUUCCUGCUGGGCCUGUGGACAGCGCUGUCUGUGCUCCGCCGAGAGCGCCGUGGAAUACGGCACCUGCUUGUGCUGCGUUAAAGGCUUAUUCUAUCACUGCUCCGCCCAGGACGACGAUGAUAACUGCGCUGACCGGCCGUGCUCCUGCGCUCCAGCCCACGCCUGUGCCCGCUGGGGCAUAAUGGGGCUGCUGGCGCUCUGCCUGCCUUGCCUUUGUUGCUACCCUCCUGCCAGGCUGUGCCUUGCCCUGUGCCAGUGCGCCCACGAUCGGGCCACGCGUCCCGGCUGCAGGUGCAGCAACACCAACACUGUGUGCCGCAAGAUUUCCGCCUCCAACCCUAACCCUGGUCACCCCUCGCUCCGCAGCAAAGCUCUGGAGAAGCCGUUAUGACAGGCUUGGAUGGGGGCCAGGUGAAACAGUUUCCCCUCAGCCGUGGCCAAAGCAACACUUUCGCCAAUCAGUGCCACAGCUGACGUUGUGACAACAAUGCCAUUGUGACCCACCUACCUACAUAUGACAAGCCAACCAACCAACCAACCAACCAUGAAGUGUUGUUCACCUAACGUACCUUGAAUUUACUUCUUCUCCAGCUCAGGAGGGACCAAAGCUUUACUGUGCCUGUUCACGUUGGAGACUUCAUGCCUAAACAACAAAAAUUCAUCCUGAAGGAAGAAGCUGUCGUGCUUUGCUGGACUGCCCUUCAACCUUAACCAAGACGUCCACACAGAAAUCACCUCUCUCUUCAUUCCGUGGUGUGACAUGGUCGUCUUAAAAUCUAUUUAUUUAUUGUUGAUCCUCCUUCCUCCUCAACCUUUGCGAACAGAACGCACAGAAGCGGGUGAUGGACCAAAUCAUGGAGGAAAAGACGCCUUAUUGCGGUGACGUGUACGGUCUACGCCAUUGGGAGUUUCUGUCCUCUUGAAAGAAAGGAUCAUAAGAAGCAUGAGAGACUGAGAUCACAGUGACAUUCAGCAAACUCCACAAAAGGCUGAAGGCGAAUGAAUAAAGAAACCAAUGUUAUGUCGCGGCGAAUAUCUAACUGGGACUCGGAGCAAAGCACCAAGGCAUAAAGUGAGAACAAAGACAUUUGUAACACACCUGUGACAACAGUUUGACACCAAAAAAAAAAAAAAGGGACCAUGCACUGUACGAACUGUGUGAACUUCAAUGCUAUUAAGCUCAUUUGUAAAGGAAAAGCACUGUGAGGUAGAUGGACAAUGUUUUCCUCCGCAGCCAAGAGCUGAAUGGGGAUUAUUUAACCGGAGGGAGGGUGCAUCCAUUGUGACUAGGCAGCGUGUGUGUGUGUGUGUGUGUGUGUGUGUGUAUGUGUGUGCGUGUGUGUCCUCCCACUGUACAACCUGUGUAUGUAGAGCGUGUGUGUAUGUUGUUUUGUCAGCAGCAGAAGCCUCCCUUGUCUUAUUUUUAGCAGUGCCGCUUCAGUGGAGAUCUUUGGGGGGUCUGGUCAGGUUUCCUCCUGAAGUCAGUCUGUCGCCAACCUCCCUCCUCUCGCCGGCCUCCUUCACUGGCCCCCACCUCCAUCCUUCUCUCCCUCCCAUCCUCAAAUCAAAUGUUCUCUUCUCUGAAUCAUCUCCCACCCAACUGAGCCUUUACAUGUGCUGCCACCAUGGAGGUACAGCGAAGAAUCUCACAAGCCCUAAUUAUGCAAGGGACAUUUGUUUUUACUCAAAAUAAAUUAAACAGAGGUUCAGUUUCCAGAGCAUUUAGAAAGAUAUAACUAAUCCAAACCUGCUCAAAGGAUCGCCUGAAUCCUUGGUAUCCCGAUGUUUUGGAGAUUUAGAGUUAAGCCGCCUGAGUCGAGGCGCAUUAUUCCCACACACCCCUAUAUCCCCUCCUGCCUCGUCCGUCUCUCCUCUUACGCUCAGAGGACUAAAAGCCUCCAGUUCCUGGUCCACAGAGAGUUGAUCAAACAGGCAAUUAGCUUCAUGAUAGCUCUUAAUGGGCCGGAGAAGAAUGGAGCGUGGGAGGGGAGGGGAAGAGAGGGGGACAGGAUGAGUGGAGUUGUGGUGUUUGGCAGAUGGACAGCUGAUGGGGAAAAAAGAGAUGCUGGGAGGAGAGGGGGAGAGAGAGAGAGGGGGAGAGAGAGAGGAGAGACUUCAGAUGAAGGGAGGAAAAGAGGAAGGAGAGGAGGAUGCUGAUGUCACCAUGCAGUCAGAUCGUGCUUUGCUCUUGGUUGAAAUGACUUUUAGAGGAAGGAAGGCUUCGAAGCUGACGAACGAACAAAAAAAAAAAAAAUGAAAAGAAAAAAAAAAGCAUCAAACGGGUGCAUAUGUGUGUGUACGCUUGUGUGUCUGUAUGCAUAUGGGCUUUUCUGUGCGUGUAUGUAUGUGUGUCAGGAAGCAUCACCCAGGCACAGAAACACACACACACACACACACAUAUAUACACACACCCCGACUUGAUUUGUUAAAAGUUACUUUGCUAUAUUUUUAUAUGUAAAUACGGGCUAUUAACUGUAUAACUAUUUUUAUUCUGCUUUAUUUUGUUCCUAUGAGAUUGAUAUUAUUAUGGCCGUUUUCCAUUAUAAUGAACAUUUACUUAUUUACUGUCCAACUUCUUAUCAAUUCAGGAACUUUUGGGGCAACUCUGAACAAGGAAAACGGUGUAGCAACAAGUCGUUACCGUGUCCCUUAGCAUAGCUCAGCAUCAUGGCUUGGUGUUGAAGCCCUCCGAGUAACCUUUAUGAGACCAAAUACAUCUUUAACAUCAAGUACCAAAAGCUAAGCUCUGAAGCUGUUUGCCUUUCAGUCAGUUGUACUCUGGAUCAUUCCCUGUUCUUUGUUCUGGUAUUAAAAAGAACAAAAUUAGGAUUUGUCUAACAAUUCUUCUCAGGUGUGUAACAUCAGUGCAGCUGCGAUCACUAUUGCAUGUGGUAUAAAGCCGGAUUUCUAAAGGCCUCAGUAUGCCUCAAACAAAGUGCUUGUCAAAUCAUCUGAAAGCCUCUUUCUGAUGGUGGAAGCAACCAUUUUUGUGACUUUCCCAAACACAGCCUGUUGUGCAGGGAUGGAAAACUAGGCAGAGUUGUUUGAACUUUCUCUCAAUUAAUUUCUUCAGUUGUGCAAAUCUGCAGAUGCCGACAAGGAGAGAGAUUGUCCAACAAUGCACCAUCAUCCCCAUGUGUACGAUUCAUUGCAGGAUUGCAAAGACUUGCAAAAGUCACAGAAUACUUAGAGAUCAGAUGCCUUCAGAAGUGGUUAGGCAAUAUGUUGUUUGAAAUAGUUUGAAGCAUAAUAAGGCCUUAAAGGUUACCAAGGUUACCAAGUUUACCAAACUACUCUACAGAUUGGUAAUAGUGCACAGUUACACUUUUUUCUCCCUCACACAAUACAAUUCAGUUUCAUUCACAAACCCAUUUGUAAGUUUUGCUAUUGCUGCAUAGCUAACGUUAGCAUUUACAGCUGUUUAUUUACCAGUUUAGAAGAAAUGUUGCGCAUCAAAUGUCAUUCCUUUACUCCCCAGAAGCUGUUUCCAGUGGUGGAACGCAGCCAUCUUGUUUUGCUUCUGUUCCUAUCACCUUUUUUUCCUUCGACUAAUGUUAGCAUGCUAACCAGCUAGCCCCAGCCCAGUUGGCCAGUCUCAUCACUUUAGCCCUGAAGAAGUAGCACUGCUCAGAGGGCGUAUAUAAUUAUAUCUAUUCUAUAAGUAUAUAAUAUCUUGUAUUGUAAAUGCAAUGAUGGCUGAAACUCUUGGCAAGACUGGUAAGUAAACAGUUAAUGCUAACGUUGGCUAUGUAGCAAAAGCAAAACAACUAGAUUAAUAUUAGUAAGUCAUUAUAUUUUUUGGCCAAAUUGCUCUUCUCGGCCCUCUUCCAGGAGAUGAUGAUUAAUUAAGAACACUUUUUUAAUUGUGCAUUAUAACAGUUUAUUUCUACAAGUGGUAAGAAAUAUUUUAUUAUUCUUUUAUGUGUUUAUUUGGUUAAUGUUUUUUCCAGGCUGUGUAAAUGUUGCCCCAAAUGUUUCUGCUCUCACUGGUUUCACUUUGAGAUGGGUUGGCAACUGUGGAGGACACGCUCACCUUAAACAUGGCUUUGUUUUCUUUUGUUUUUUAAAUGUUGCAACUUUGUCCACUUUUAGUGUUACCUAUGACUUUAUAAUUAUUAUAAUUAUUAUUAUAAGCAUUGGCAACCAAAAAUCAUAACCUGUGUAAUUGACACUUAUUAAUGCAAAUCACCUAGGCUGAUAUUAUGUCCACAUUAAUGCGAUUGAAUUUGAAAUCCUUUUAUUUUGUUUUGUCUUUUCAUCCACACUUGGAAAGCGUUUUCAACCACAUAAAACAAGUGAACACACUUUUAAAAAAUGCUAGUCUGGAGAAACUUUUCAGAAACGCUGAUGUACACCUACCAUGGGAACCAUUUAUGAUGCAUGCAUGCUCUGUGAAUGACAAACAAUGCUUCAGGAACAGCAAGAAAUCAGUUGGCGGCCAACUGAAUAUCAUCUGCAGAUGCCUUUAAUUUAAACAAAAAAAAAAAAAAAAAAUUAUGUACUUUUUUAUUUUUGUGGUGAAAAACACAGUGUGGACUGAAAAGUGGAAAAUGUUUUCAAAUUUAAUCUCAUUUCUGUGGACAUGGCCUCAGAUUGGUUCUACACGCACACACUGUCUCCUCUACAAUGAUUGGAUGACGUAUGUCACAUCUUGGUGCUUGUGGAGACGACUUGAGGAACAUUUGCUAUUUGCACCCGGAUUGUUUUCUAUCUCAGCUGGAUGAUGUUUCACAUUAAUCUGUGUUCAGAGUAACUUCAAAUAUUUACAGUCACAGUUCAACCAUAACCACUUCAGUAUGCAAUGUUUUGUAAGUACUACAGAUACACACAGAGUGAUUCAAGCAGUGCAUUGUGGGGUCAAAAGCCAAAUCAACUUCCAGUGAUUCUCAUGUUUAAUUAAUCUUUUUUUCCCCCCAGAGUUAAUGUUUAACUAUUCUAAAUUAUAUCCCUACCUAUAUGUUUGCUAGGUUGCCAAAAACACAAAUUUUCUCAUUUUAAAAACAUUAAUAUUAUGGUGGAAAAGGGAGCUAGAUAAUGGCAGGAUGAAGAAGCAUUUGGCAUCAAUUAAAAAGGAAAAUAUAAUGUAUCUUAACAAUUCAUUUCAGAGAAAUUAAAAACAACUUACUUGUUGCUAAUUUUAAGGUUAUUUCUGGGAACUUACUUCAUGAUACAGUCAAAAACCACACUCUUAACAUGGCUGCCAUCAGAAACUUCCAAACCUCACCUCUGCCAACUACCCUAUGUGUAUCUGUACGUACAAAUAACACACAAUAUAUAAAAUCUCUUAAUUCCAAGAUUUCCCAAACAUUUCCGAUGUUUCCAACAUUCCUCCCUCAGGACCGGAGCUCGUGUCAGGAACCUGUCUGAUGCUGUACGUGUGCAGGCUGCCACUAUAACCACUACACGUCUCCUCUCGUGUCUUAGCAAGCAUCGCUUUUGGUACAAAUUGGCAUCUUGUAUGCUGUAAAAGAAUUUAAGGAGAGUAUAUGGAACAAAUAUAUAUAGAAAUCUAUCUAAAAUGAAUAUAUUAUAUAUGGAACAAUAUGCAUUUCACACUUUGUUUCAUCGCUGAUAUUGCUUCAUGGAUAUUUAUUUAAAUGGUUGCAACAAUGGCAGUAAUAAUAACCACGAGGAUGAUGUUGAUGAGUGAAGUAUUUAUUUUAGCGGUCAGAGGAAAUGAAGAGCACCGAUGUUGUUGUUGUUGUUGUUUGUCUUUUGGUUUUGUUUAUUUGUUCCCCUCAGUGUGGUGUGGCUGCUGCUACCCUCCUGGCUAAAGAUGAACCAAUAAAAAGUUUCCAAACAGA
Seriola aureovittata is the source of this 7455-nucleotide messenger RNA. Its product is annotated as protein sprouty homolog 3. Gene Ontology annotation, biological process: negative regulation of MAP kinase activity; negative regulation of fibroblast growth factor receptor signaling pathway; multicellular organism development. Gene Ontology annotation, cellular component: cytosol; membrane. Bases 1122 to 2042 code for a protein of 306 amino acids. The transcript has 2 exons. The record is from RefSeq and is a predicted model, not a curated record. NCBI's taxonomy places the organism in Eukaryota, Metazoa, Chordata, Actinopteri, Carangiformes, Carangidae.